AUUUUAUAUAAAAUUCUUAAUCUAUUGACUAAUUACAGAAAACAUGCCUUCUCAUAAUGUUUAUCAGGAAUACAUAUUAUACAUUACUAAUAAAGAAUUUUUUAUUGAUCCCUUGGAAAAUGAUUCAGAAUUACUCAUAAUUGACAGAAUAUCAAAUGAAAUAAAUGUGAAACCAGGUACGAAGCAUCUUCCUCCUUCCUGCGAAAGAUCCCUAAAAAUCUUCGGAAUUCUCGGAACGAUUCAAUUAUUAGCAGGCAAUUAUCUUAUAGUCAUAACGUCUCGCGUAUAUAUGGGCCAAUUAAACGGGCACAUGGUGUGGAAGGCGAAUACCUUCGAGGUUAUACCCUACUGCAAAAGCUAUUUUCAUUUAACGGAACAAAAAGUACAAGACAACAAAAUAUACGUAUCCAUGUUGAAUCAUGUGUUGGCUCUUGGCUACUAUUACUACUCCACUUCCCACGACCUUUCUCAUAACGCCCAAUUUUUGCAUCAGCAUUCAUCCGUGCCUGAUUUUCAAAAUAAAUGCCUUUUUGACAGGUCGGAAUUAAGAUUCGUGUGGAACCUUUACCUGAUGCUGGAUUUCGCCAAUAAACCUCAGUUAAACAGAUACAAAUUGCCCGUAAUACGAGGCUUCGUUUCGUUAACAGAGACCACUGUCGCUUUUUCGGUGCAUUCCGUUAAAUGCAACAUUACCUUCGGGUUGAUAUCUAGGAGGAGCGCUCAUCGAGCUGGAGUCAGGUUUUAUACGAGAGGUCUCGAUGAGGAAGGGCACCCAGCCAAUUUUAUCGAAACUGAACAAAUCGUGACUGCCAAAUUGCCACCUAUUAGCGACGGAAAUGAAGACCCUGUUUCGCAUUUGAUCGAAAAUAUAGCUUCUUACAUACAGACCAGGGGAUCUGUUCCCGUAUUUUGGAGCCAAACUCCUAAUUUGAAGUACAAGCCGCAGACCGUUAUUAGUGAGAGCCAUGACCAGUUAUCCGGGUUCACCAAACAUAUGUCUCGUCAAAUCAGUCAUUACGGCAAACAAGUCAUUAUAAAUUUGCUAGACGACACCGGAUCGGAGGGAGAUUUAUCCAAAGCGUUCCGCAAAGCGGUCGAAGACGGAUCCUCACAAUUAAUCAAGUAUUUUCAAUUCGAUUUUCACCGAGAAUGUGCGCACAUGCAGUACCAUAGGCUGGAUAAGUUAAUGGAGUCCAUCGACGAGGAACAAGAUGCUAUUGGAUAUUUCGCUCACAUUCCUUCCAAAAAUAUUCUAAAACUACAAAAUGGUGUAUUCAGGACGAAUUGCGCUGAUUGCUUAGAUAGAACAAAUGUUGUUCAAAGCCUUUUGGGUAGAAGAGUUUUGGAUAAACAAUUGAAACUUUUGGGAAUCAUUGGAGAAAAUAGCGAUAUAACUCAGCACACAGAUCUCAAUACUUUGUUUCAAAAUGAAUGGACCGAAAACGCCAAUAUCUGCUCAUGGCAAUAUGCUGGCUCCGGGGCUUUAAAAACGGAUUUCACUAGAACGGGUGAAAGAACUAAGUUAGGGUUGGCACGAGAUGGUCUUAAUUCAGCCAUACGCUAUUACAAAAAUAAUUUCGUUGACGGAUUUUCUCAAGACGCCACUCACUUGUUGCUGGGAAAUUUCGUGGUAGAUAAUUCUAACGAGUUCCCUUACAUAAGCCCAUUCAAAACAACCGAUAAAGAUUGGAAAUACCUCGGUCUGCCCGUCAUAUUCAUCGUAUCCUUCACCAUGGUUAUUUUCACAUUCCUUUUACCUUCCGCAAAUUACGCCGACCAAAUGAUAUAUUACUCCUUUUGGAUCAUGAUCUGUAUGCUAUCCUUAUUCUUCAUUUAUUCCAAUGGGCUUAUAUACGUGGACAGACCAAGAUUAAAUAUACCUAAAGUCAAGAAUGAAUGAAUGAAGAACUUAAUGCGUGGAAUUAUUGCAAAUGUGACACUGAAUUUUAAAAACUAAAUUUUUUUUUAACAAUUGUACGUAAACCGAGUGCUACUUAUUAACGUUAUUAACAACAUAUUUUUUAUUUAUUACUAUACUUACUUAUUCAAGAUUUAUUCCCCCUGAUUGUACCAUUUUUUAAUAAAACUUUCUAUUCUUCUUUUCUUUAAUGAUUAAUUUUUCUGUAAAAAAUUAUAGUAAAAUUUACCUAAUUCAAAUCAAAAUGUUUUAUAACAUAUAAAGUUUUUUUUAUCACAAUUUUGAUAGAUUUUUUCAUAUAAAUUAUGGAAUAAGGUAAAUUUUUAAAAAAAUUUUCAUUUUUUUCCCAGAAAUGUUACC
Molecule: messenger RNA, 2278 nt
Organism: Gordionus sp. m RMFG-2023
Lineage: Eukaryota; Metazoa; Nematomorpha; Gordioida; Chordodea; Parachordodidae
Product: phosphatidylinositol-3-phosphatase SAC1-like
Exons: 18
Coding region: 44-1900 (618 amino acids)
Biological process (GO): phosphatidylinositol dephosphorylation
Cellular component (GO): endoplasmic reticulum
Molecular function (GO): phosphatidylinositol-4-phosphate phosphatase activity
Source: RefSeq, a predicted model, not a curated record